CGUGCCUGGGUUUUCUCGCCAAUGUACCCUCGCCCAGUGCUUUGUUGGCCGGUGUUAGGGCUCGUCAGCCUCUUUCCAUCGCCCAGCCCUCCAUCCCCCCUCCUCCCUUCCUCCUCUUUCUCCUCCCCCAUUUCUUCUUUAUCUUGAGCGCCUCCUCCUCACAACCCUAAUCCAGGGUUUUGCGAUCGAUCUCCGGCGGCGGCAGUCUUCGUUCUUCUCGGUAGGGAUCGGGGUGGAUCGCGGAGGGCGCUCGAGCAGAAAAUCACAAAAAAGGUCUGGUUCUUCUCUUCUUUAGCGAGAAAACGAAAAAAAUUUCCCAAGAAAUCUCGAGAACAGCAGCUAGCCCGGCAGAAAUGGCCCAGCUCCCGUCGCCUUUGGUCCAGUCGCCUGUGAUUCCCGGGAUCAAUCAGUUCGUGUCGACCUCGCUCUACGUCGGGGAUUUGGAUCCCAAUGUCAGCGAGAAUCAGCUGUAUGAUCUCUUCAACCAGAUUGGGCAGGUCCUCUCGAUCAGGGUUUGCCGCGAUCUCAUGACGAGGAGGUCUCUGGGCUACGCUUAUGUGAAUUACAACAACGUCCAAGACGCAACGCGUGCGCUGGAGCUUCUUAACUUCACUCCUGUGAAUGGCAAGGCUGUGCGUAUCAUGUUUUCUCACCGAGAUCCUAGCAUUCGCAAGAGUGGAACUGCUAACAUCUUCAUCAAGAAUCUCGACAGGGCCAUCGACAACAAGGCUCUCCACGACACGUUUGUGAGCUUUGGAAACAUUCUCUCUUGUAAGGUGGCCACGGACUCCAACGGGCAGUCGAAGGGCUAUGGGUUUGUUCAGUUUGAGCAGGAAGAGUCUGCCCAGGUUGCCAUUGACAAGGUGAACGGGAUGCUCGUUGCGGAGAAACAGGUGUUCGUUGGUCCUUUCGUUAGGCGCCAGGAAAGAGAACAGAACGGCAAGUUCAACAACGUGUUUGUGAAGAACCUGGGUGAAUCCACCACCGACGACGAACUCAAGGAGGUUUUCGGUGCAUUUGGAAAGAUCACAAGCGCCGUGGUGAUGAGGGACUCCGAUGGAAAGUCGAAGUGUUUCGGCUUCGUCAACUUUGAGAAUCCGGACGAGGCUGCUAAGGCUGUUGUAGGCCUGAAUGGAAAGAAAAUCGAAGACAAAGAAUGGUACGUGGGUAGAGCGCAGAAAAAGUCCGAAAGGGAGGCAGAGCUCAGGGCGAAGUACGAACAAGAGCGCAAGGAGCGUAUUGACAGAUAUCAGGGCGCGAACUUAUACCUGAAGAAUCUGGACGACGACGUUGACGAUGAAAGGCUUCGCGAAAUAUUUGCCGAUUUCGGUUCUAUUACCUCGUGCAAGGUAAUGCGGGAUGCUCAAGGUCAAAGCAAAGGAUCAGGAUUUGUUGCAUAUUCCGCCCCAGAAGAAGCCAAUCGUGCGACGAUUGAAAUGAACGGAAAGAUGAUCGGAAGCAAACCAAUCUACGUUGCCAUGGCACAAAGGAAAGAGGAAAGGCGAGCCAAACUACAGGCUCAGUUCGCUCAGAUGAGGAGUCCCGUCGGUGUUGCGACUACGAUGCCAAUGUAUCAUCCUGGAGCACCGGGGCUUGGUCAGCAACUGUUUUACGGCCAGCCACCCGCGUUGAUGCCUCCACAGCCAGCUGGAUUUGCUUAUCAGCAGCAAAUGCUAGGAAUGCGGCCAGGCGGCGGUCAAUUGCCUAGUUAUUUUGUACCUGUUGUUCAAAGGCAAGGACCUCAAGGAGGACAGCGAGCAGCCGGAGCACGGCGCGGAGCCGCUGGAACGCCAGUGCCACAGCAGCAGCUGCCACCACCGCAGCAACAGAUGAUCCGAGGUAAUCGGAAUUUCCGGUACACUCCCUCGGCCAGGAACACUCCCGAGGUUCCCGUACCACCGCAACUCGUGAAUGUGCUGCCUGUUCCGCUGGAGAUACCAAGCGUGCCUCUGACUCCUGUUUCCCCGCUUCCGCCGUCGUUACCCAUCGGUGCGCUUGCAUCCGCUCUGGCUUCCGCGUCUCCCGAGCACCAACGAGUGAUGCUGGGAGAGCAGCUGUAUCCUCUGGUCGACCAGCUCGAGCAUGACCACGCCGGAAAGGUAACUGGUAUGCUGCUCGAGAUGGAUCAGACUGAGAUCCUCCAUCUUCUCGAGGCACCGGAUGCUCUGAAAGCCAAAGUUGCGGAGGCCAUGGAGGUGCUGAGGCAGGCCCAGAGGUCGCCCUCGACAGAGCUGGCGUCCCUCUCGCUCAACGAGCCAAUUCCGUCGUAAAGCAGCAGCAGCAGAGAGUGUGCAUUGAGUUUUCGUAUGACGGAGUACAUUUUGUUUCUCGUUUUUCCUUCUUUCUUUUAAUGCUCUUUUUUUCCCUUACGGUUGACUGCAUAGAGAUGUUUGCUGGACGAGAGUGAGUUCUUUUUUUCUCUUUCUCUCUCUUUUUUUGCUUUCGUUUGCUUUGCUGUUCCUUAGACUUGCUUUCAUUCUGUGUUCGUUUCAUUUUCGGUUUCGUCUGCUGCUGCUGCUGCUACUUUUUCUUGCUCGUUCUUACGCAUCGGCUUCAUUUGUAGACUGGUGGUUGGGAUGGGAAAGUUUUGAUAUUCUUUUUCUUCUUCUUUGUUGGCUCUUGGAAUAAACGACAUUAGGAAGUAUGUGGCUCUCUCUCUGACAA
Messenger RNA from Selaginella moellendorffii, 2664 nucleotides. Its product is annotated as polyadenylate-binding protein 2. NCBI's taxonomy places the organism in Eukaryota, Viridiplantae, Streptophyta, Lycopodiopsida, Selaginellales, Selaginellaceae. Gene Ontology annotation, molecular function: RNA binding. The coding region runs from base 354 to 2270 and encodes 638 amino acids. Gene Ontology annotation, cellular component: ribonucleoprotein complex. The record is from RefSeq and is a predicted model, not a curated record. The transcript has 9 exons.